UCGUCUCUGGUUACAAACCAAACACACCCCUAGUUAGCUAUCUGCAAAGCAGCAUUUAUUUUGCAUGCCGCAAGAAGUGAAUACAAGUUAGCUAGGCUAGCUAGUUAUCUGUUUAAUUGCUUCAGUGAUGGCUGAAUCUCAUUUAGGUUUGGCAUAUCAGCAUGUCCCCCCUGACAAAACACCAGUUCAGGUGCUUCACGAGUAUGGGACUAAAACCGGCAGCCAACCGGCGUACACCGUCGAGCGGGCGGACGGAGAGGCGCAUCAGCCGUCGUUCGUGCUCAGGGUUACGGUCGGAGACAUCACCUGUACAGGGCAGGGGACCAGUAAAAAAGCUGCCAAACAUGAGGCUGCAGAAGCUGCGUUGAAACUACUGCAGUUAAACGCUGAAAAUAGCCCUCCGGAUCAGAGGCUUGAAAAUGGUGGCGGAUCUGACUCGAACGACCAGCGUAAUCCUGUGGGAGUACUGCAGGAGCUAGCAAUGCGGAGAGCUUGGCGUCUGCCAGAAUAUGUAGUAUGUAUGGAAGCAGGUCCAGAUCAUAAGAAAGAAUUCACAGUUAUCUGCAGAUUAGAGACACUCACUGAGACAGGUAUAGGGAAUUCUAAAAAGAAUGCGAAGAAAGUAGCAGCAGAAAAAAUGUUGGAAAAGCUACAAAGUCUCUCAGGGUCUCCAGAGAUUACGUGGAAUCCAAAGCCGCGUGUGUACCUGGAGAGUUUGAGGAGCUCAAAGCUGGAGAAGAUUUCUUUACUGAGGAGGAACCCCCUCAGUAUCCCAAACACAGACUAUGUGCAGAUGAUUCUGGAACUCUCUGAGGAACACGGCUUUGAGGUCACAUACUUUGACAUUGAUGAGCUUACGGUAAAUGGGCAGUACCAGUGUUUGGCGGAGCUCUCAACCACACCGCUCACUGUGUGUCACGGCACGGGAAUCUCCUGCAGCAAUGCACACAACGAUGCAGCUCACAAUGCCCUGCAGUACAUCAGGAUCAUGACCGCCACCAAAUAAACAGUACAGAAACUGUGAGAAUGAGAGACAGCGCUGAAUUAGAGGUGAGAUGGAGACACAUUUACUGGGGCUAUGAAGUAUAGUAGGUCUUUAAUGAUGGGAUGUUUUAUGAACUUGAGUUGUUACCAACAGCACUCAAAUGCUUUUAUAAAGGCUUUAUGCAACUGGAUUCAGUAGUUACUGAAUUCAUGUAAGAAAUAUUUUAAGUGAGCUGCUACCAAACUGAAGUAAUUAAUUGAGUGCUGCCAGUUAGAUCUGUAUGGUUUGUGUGACAUUUACCAUAGAAAAUGUUCACAAAAUAAAGAUUUGUGUGUACAUAUAUCCAUCCACUCAGUAUAGCAGUCUAAGGGAUUCUCAAAGAUGAAUAAAUUAUUUUAUAUGUAGCCCAGAUUUCACUUUGUUGGUUAGAACUUCGACAGUAGCUAACACCAUCCACUACCUGCUAGCAUCGUAGAAAUGGAACACUAUGAACAUCCUUUGCUAUUCAAGACUUUAGCAGUUUGGACAAUCGUUCCCAAUUCCCACCAACAGAGAGUCAUUUCACCUGAUGGAAAUGUUCAUAAUAUUAAAAAUCUACAGAAGAAGUAGGCAGUCCUGUCCAUCAGGGGGUUACUUACUUGUUUAAUAGGCCAGUGUGAGUCAUCAAGCAGCCGAUUAGUUGUACUGAGUGAGCUACUGUUUGGUUAUACCAAGCACCCAAGUCUUUUUGAAUGAAAAAAAUUAGGGGAUUUUAUGUGACGUCAAGGAUUUAUUUUAUUAUUUGUUUUGUGAUGUGUAACAUGUGACUUGGAUUUGAUUCAUUUUAAGUAUAUUUUUUAUGUGUAUUUAUUUUUCAGCAUAUUCAUGAUGUAAUAAUAAAACCAAAUAAGUAAUCUUUAUUUUUGUAGUGCAAGUCACAAUUAUACAUAUCCACUGGCAUUUACAAAUUAAACUAAUUUGCAACUGCGUAUGCAACUGUCAUAUCCCACCUCAGCAUGUAGAUGUAUGUUGUAUAUGCUUAGAUAUUUAAACUCUUCAAAUUAAAUUUAAAUAAAAGCUAAAUAUGCUGACUGUA
Electrophorus electricus (electric eel) is the source of this 2060-nucleotide messenger RNA. RefSeq names its product protein kinase, interferon-inducible double stranded RNA dependent activator (gene prkra). NCBI's taxonomy places the organism in Eukaryota, Metazoa, Chordata, Actinopteri, Gymnotiformes, Gymnotidae. Gene Ontology annotation, biological process: siRNA processing; regulation of regulatory ncRNA processing. Gene Ontology annotation, molecular function: double-stranded RNA binding; siRNA binding. Gene Ontology annotation, cellular component: nucleus; RISC-loading complex; RISC complex. The record is from RefSeq and is a predicted model, not a curated record.